AGUGCUAGGCGCUACUUGUUAUUGGACUAUGGACCAAAGCUAGAUGGGCGUGUUUUGUUCAGCUCAUUAAUAUAGCCUACCAGCAUUAAGAAAUACUUUACUAUAUGAAUUAAAUCAAAGGUAAAGAGAUCUAAAGCUGCUGUGUUUGUUAAAGUCAUUGAGUAAAAUGGCAACCUUUUCACACUACACAAUUGACAAGGGAUCUGACAUUAUUCAAGACUUCUUGUGCUCGACCUGUGAAGACAAGAAACUGGAUCAAACGGCUGAUUUCUACUGUAAUCUUGCGGGAAGUUUUACUGCAGAAUUUGUAUUCCUUUUCACAACCAGUUGUUCACAAAACAUGUCCCCUUUGGAAAAGGGCGAUAUGAAGAAAUGGCCAGUGUCCAAAAAGGUGGAAGAUUUUCUUCUGAAAUGUGAUGUCCAUAAAGAUAAAAACCUUGAAAUGGUUUGUGAUGAACACAGUGAGCUGUGCUGCACAAAUUGUGCAUUUCUUAAUCACAGACUCUGCAAAAAGGUAACUCUUAUAUCCGACACAGUAACAAGUCGGUCCACUGACCUUAAAAAACUGUUAGUUUCUAUCCAAACUAUGCUUAAAGAAAUGAAGAAACUUCAGGACGACCAGGAGGCUAGCAUUCGGUAUGUGCAAAGUACAUAUGAUAAGCAGUUACACACUAUACAAGAAACUCGGCGAGAAAUAAAUCUCGUCUUAGACACUAUUGAACAGAAGACACUGAAGGAAAUGAAAGAUACUCUAACUAAACUGCAAGCUGCUUCCAAAAGUGAUGUUGAAAAACGUGUAAGGCUGCAGGAUGAAUUGAAACAACUUCGAGAUGCCAUACAGGACAUUAGUUAUAAAAGCAAGCUGGAACUAUCAUUUAUAGCCACCAGGAAAUGGGAGGAGAAAAUAAAACAGUCUUACAUCUUUCUGAAGAAGGACUCUCAUCAGGUUAAAAUUUCAAUAACAUUCCAGCCUAACACCAAAAUUGUACAGUACUUGUCCAAACUGCCAGGGCUAGGGAGUAUUGAACACAGUACCCAUAUGGUGAUGGAACAAGAGGAUCCAAACAAGGUGUUCACUGUGCAGUGGAAGUCUGUACAAAAUGUGAGAAUAUCAAGUGAUUCAUUCCAAUGCAGUAUCUCAGCCAUCUGUGUUUUGCUGGAUGGACAGAUCCUGGUUGUAGACAGCAAUAAUAAAAAAGUCAAGCUACUUGACCAACAGUACCAGGUGGUGAGUCACUGUAGUAUGACUGGCUAUCCACACGACUUGUGUCAGACCAUACCCAGUGAGGUGGCUGUGACUUUAAAUGAUCAUGAAAAUUACACACAUGAGGUGCAGUUUAUCACAGUCAACAACAAUAUGCUGGUGACAGGAUGGAAGUUUCAGGUACUGCAUACGUGUUAUGGUAUUGCCCACCAUCAGGGAGACCUGUAUAUUACUGCUGGUACUGCACUGUACAAGUACACAAUGAGUGGGAGACAAAUUAGCAAGAUGUAUGAGGAUAAAUUAGGUCCUAAUACAGUAGACAGGUGUGCUGUGAGUCCCACAGGGGACAGGCUGUACAUUUCUAACUGGUUCCAUCACAAGCUCCUCACCCUGGCCAGGGAUGGAAUACUCCUGGCCACCUUCACAAACCCAAAACUACGAGGUCCACAGGGUGUACAUGUGACCCCUGCAGGCCAGGUGCUGGUCUGUGGAGGCUCGUCCCACACUAUACUACAGGUGGUGGACAAUGAGGGCAGAAGGAAACUGGCAACUCUUGCUGGGCGAAAGGAUGGACUGGAUAUCCCAAUGUCAGUCUGCUACAACAGACAUACUGCCUCCAUCAUUGUGGGACUUCACAACAACAGUGCCAUCCUGUUGUUCAAAGUGCAAUAGCAUAAUUGUACAUGUAUCUUCAUUUUUUUAUUCAGAUGAUUUAAAUUGCCAUGGGAUUGUGUUGUUUUACAUUAGAACAUUAUGUUAUGAUACUACAACAAUGUUAGUAUUAUGGCAGAUGAAUGUAUUUUGUAACAAAUAAUGUCAUUUGUUCAAAGAAUAAAAAGGGUUUCUGUGAACAGUAUAACUAUUUUAGAAUGUAAUAUAUUGUUGCUUCUAAAGCAAUUGUUUUAAAGCAAUUGGUCAAAGUACUAAAACAUUGUAAGUUACGAAUAUAAUGGCUGUAAAAUUAUGGAAGGGAAUAUCCGCCAGUCAAUUUAUGUUGCCAAAUUACAAAUACAUAUAGCUAAAUUACAAUUGCAUAUUGCUAAAUGACAAUUGCAUUUUGCUUUAUUAUGCCCCCCUUCGAAGAAGAGGGGGUAUAUUGCUUUGCACAUGUCGGUCUGUCGGCGGUCCGUCCACCAGGUGGUUUCCGGAUGGUAACUCAAGAACGCUUUGGCCUAGGAUCAUGAAACUUCAUAGGUACAUUGAUCAUGACUCGUAGAUGGUCCCUAUUGAUUUUGAGGUCACUAGGUCAAAGGUCAAGGUUACGGUGACCCGAAAUAGUAAAAUGGUUUCCGGAUGAUAGCUCAGGAACGCUUAGGUCUAUUAUCAUGAAACUUGAUAGGUAGAUUGAUCAUGACUCGCAAAUGACCCCUAUUGAUUUUCAGGUCACUAGGUCAAAGGUCAAGGUCACAGUGAUCCGAAAAAGUAAAAUGGUUUCCGGAUGAUAACUCAAUAACGCUCAGGCCUAGGAUCAUGAAACUUGAUAGGUAGAUUGAUCAUGACUCGCAGAUGACUCCUAUUGAUUUUCAGGUCACUAGGUCAAAGGUCAAGGUCACAGUGACCCGAAAUAGUAAAAUAUUUUCCGGAUAACAACUCAAGAACGCUUAUGCCUAGGAUCAUGAAACUUCGUAGGUAGAUUGAUUAUGGUUGGCAGAUGACCCCUAUUGAUUUUCAGGUCACUAGGUCAAAGGUCAAGGUCACGGUGACCCGAAAUAGUAAAAUGGUUUCCGGAUGAUAACUGAAGAACGCUUAUGCCUAGGAUCAUGAAACUUCAUAGGUACAUUGAUCAUGACUCGCAGAUGAUCCCUAUUGAUUUUCAGGUCACUAGGUCAUAGGACAAGGUCACGGUGACCCGAAAUAGUAAAAUGGUUUCCGGAUGAUAACUCAAGAACGCUUAUGCCUAGGAUCAUGAAACUUGAUAGGUAGAUUGAUCAUGACUCGCAGUUGACCCCUAUUGAUUUUCAGGUCACUAUAUCAAAGGUCAAGGUCACGGUGACCUGAAAUAGUAAAAUUGUUUCCGGAUGAUAACUCAAGAACGCUAAUGGCUACGAUCAUGAAACUUCAUAGGUAAAUUGAUCAUGACUUGCAGAUGACCCCUGUUGAUUUUGAGGUCACUAGGUCAAAGGUCAAGGUCAUGGUGACCCGAAAUAGUAAAAUGGUUUCCGGAUGAUAACUCAAGAACGCUUAUGCCUAGGAUCAUGAAACUUCAUAGGUACAUUGAUCAUGACUCGCAGAUGACCCCUAUUAAUUUUGAGGUCACUAGGUCAAAGGUCAAGUUCACGGUGACCCGAAAUAGUAAAAUGGUUUCCGGAUGAUGACUCAAGAACGCUUAUGGCUAGGAUCAUGAAACUUCAUAGGUACAUUGAUCAUGAAUGGCAGAUGACCCCUAUUGAUUUUCAGAUCACUAGGUCAAAGGUCAAGGUCACAGUGACAAAAAACAUAUUCACACAAUGGCUGUCACUACAACGGACAGCCCAUAUGGGGGGCAUGCAUGUUUUACAAACAGCCCUUGUUUAAUUUGUUACAAAAUAACUGAGUCUUC
Dreissena polymorpha is the source of this 3743-nucleotide messenger RNA. RefSeq lists its product as uncharacterized. Gene Ontology annotation, molecular function: ubiquitin-protein transferase activity. Gene Ontology annotation, cellular component: chromatin; nucleoplasm. The transcript has 3 exons. Gene Ontology annotation, biological process: positive regulation of DNA-templated transcription. Bases 167 to 1876 code for a protein of 569 amino acids. The record is from RefSeq and is a predicted model, not a curated record. Lineage: Eukaryota; Metazoa; Mollusca; Bivalvia; Myida; Dreissenidae.